Molecule: messenger RNA, 4881 nt
Organism: Coregonus sp. 'balchen'
Lineage: Eukaryota; Metazoa; Chordata; Actinopteri; Salmoniformes; Salmonidae
Source: the annotation of a GenBank genome assembly
AAGUACCGGUACCAGGAUGAGGAGACACCCCCCUUGGAGCACAGUCCAGCCCAUUUGGGUCAAGGGAAAAGCGCUGAGAUGCUUCACAUGAGCGAUAAGAACCUCGCCGCCAUGGAGGCAAUGCAUGGCUACACGCCACACACACAUAUCUCCCCUAUCAAGGUAGGACACACACACACACACACAGUAUCACUACACGCCACACACAUAUUGUACAUCUCCCUCAUCAAGGUAGGACAAACUCACGUAUGUUACAUACAGUGCAUCCGGAAAAUAUUCAGACCCCUUACCUUUUUCCACAUUUUGUUACGUUACAGCCUUAUUAUAAAAUUGAUUAAAUAAAUGUUUUUCCUCAUCAAUCUACACACAAUACCCCAUAAUGAUAAAGCGAAAACAGAUUUUUAUUUGCAUAAGUAUUCAGGCCCUUUGCAAUGAGCUCAGGUGCAUCCUGUUUCCAUUGAUCAUCCUUGAGAUGUUUCUACAACUUCAUUGGAGUCCACCUGUGGUAAAUUCAAUUGAUUGGACAUGAUUUGGAAAGGCACACACCUGUCUAUAUAAGGUCCCACAGUUGACAGUGCAUGUCAGAGCAAAAACCAAGCCAUGAGGUCGAAGGAAUUGUCGGUAGAGCUCCGAGACAGGAUUGUGUCGAGGCAUAGAUCUGGUGAAGGGUACCAAAACAUUUCUGCUUUAUUGAAGAUCCCCAAGAACACAAUGGCCUCCAUUAUUCUUAAAUGGAAGAAGUUUGGAACCACCAAGACUCUUCCUAGAGCUGGCCGCCUGGCCAAACUGAGCAGUCGGGGGAGAAGGGCCUUGAUCAGGGAGGUGACCAAGAACCUGAUGGUCACUCUGACAGAGCUCCAGAGUUCCUCUGUGGAGAUGGGAGAACCUUCCAGAAGGACAACCAUCUCUGCAGCACUCCACCAAUCAGGCCUUUAUGGUAGAGUAGCCAGACGGAAGCCACUCCUCAGUAAAAGGCACAUGACAGCCCGCUUGGAGUUUGCCAAAAGGCACCUAAAGGACUCUGACCAUGAGAAACAAGAUUCUCUGGUCUGAUGAAUCCAAGAUUGAACUCUUUGGCCUGAAUGCCAAGUGUCACGUCUGGAAGAAACCUGGCACCCUCCCUACGGUGAAGCAUGGUGGUGGCAGCAUCAUGCUGUGGGGAUGUUUUUCAGUGGCAAGGACUGGGAGACUAGUCAGGAUCAAGGGAAAGAUUAAUGGAGCAAAGUACAGAGAGAUCCUUGAUGAAAACCUGCUCCUGAGCACUCAAGACCUCAGACUGGGGCAAAGGUUCACCUUCCAACAGGACAACGACCUUAAGCACACAGCCAAGACAACGCAGAAGUGGCUUCGGGACAAGUCUCUGAAUGUCCUUGAGUGGCCCAGCCAGAGCCCGGAUUUGAACCCGAUCGAACAUCUCUGGAGAGACCUGAAAAUAGCUGUGCAGCGACGCUCCCCAUCCAACCUGACAGAGCUUGAGAGGAUCUGCAGAGAACAAUGGGAGAAACGCCCCAAAUAAAGGUGUGCCAAGCUUGUAGCGUCAUUCCCAAGAAGACUCAAGGCUGUAAUCACUGCCAAAGGUGCUUCAACAAAGUUCUGAGUAAAGGGUCUGAAUACUUAUGUAAAUUUAAUAUUUCCGUUUUUUUUGCAAAAAUGUAUUAAAACCUGUUUUUGCUUUGUCAUUAUUGUGUAUUUUGACAUUUUGAAAAAACAUUUUAAUCCAUUUUAGAAUAAGGCUGUUAACGUAACAAAAUGUAGAAAAGGUCAAGGGGUCUGAAUACUUUCCGAAUGCACUGUACCUCUGUCAGGUAGGACACACUCAUUAAUCACUGCACAUACAGCUCCCCCUUUAAAGAAGGACACACAGACAAUCACAAGCAAAUACAUCCACCCAUGCAUGGUACCACCCACACACAAACUCCUUCUAUCGCUCUACAUCUAUUUCUAUCUCUCUCUCUCAGUGCAUCCUCUUGGGAAACAUGCGUUCACAUUUGUCGUUGUCUCUGCAAUCAACAUUCACAGUUUGUCAGUGUGUCUCUCACUCAGUCUAUGUGUUGGGUUUCUUUUGUGUACUGUGACAUGAAUAAUAUGACCUGCCUUUUCCUGGACUUGUUCUGAUCCAUGUGGUUUCCCUGAUCCAGCAGGCUGUAGUCUAGAGUCAAGAAGCCUGAAAACGAUCCUAAAUCGUAUGACAUUUUUUGAAGGAAAAAUCAUUAUGACUUCACUGAGGACAUGUCUAUGAUGUGACAUUUGGAUCUUUGCAUUAUGACAUCAUCAAUCAUCAGUCCAGUUAAGUUGUCCUACUCUUGCUGCAGUGUCAACAGGACCUAAGGGGACUUGAUGUCUCUGUUUUCAGUUGUCUGUACAUGCUGCUCAUAUCAAAGGCCCCUCAGUGAGACUGUCUGGUCUGAUCUCCAGGAUUACCUGUUCCACUGAUCCCAAGUACAGAUAUAGUGUUCCCUGUUGGCUCUAUUUUAGUGUAGAUGAAGGUUAGAUUAGAUUAUCACUGAUUCGGGUUAGGGUAUUGCUUAAUUACAACAAUACAUACAUUUGAUCAUUAUCUCUAUGUUAUGACAAAGUGCAGGUCAAUCAAUCAAUCAAUUUUAUUUUAUAUAGCCCUUCUUACAUCAGCUAAUAUCUCGAAGUGCUGUACAGAAACCCAGCCUAAAACCCCAAACAGCUAGUAAUGCAGGUGUAGAAGCACGGUGGCUAGGAAAAACUCCCUAGAAAGGCAAAACCUAGGAAGAAACCUAGAGAGGAACCAGGCUAUGAGGGGUGGCCAGUCCUCUUCUGGCUGUGCCGGGUGGAGAUUAUAACAGAACCAUGCCAAGAUGUUCAAAAAUGUUCAUAAGUGACAAGCAUGGUCAAAUAAUAAUCAGGAAUAAAUCUCAGUUGGCUUUUCAUAGCCGAUCAUUAAGAGUUGAAAACAGCAGGUCUGGGACAGGUAGGGGUUCCAUAACCGCAGGCAGAACAGUUGAAACUGGAAUAGCAGCAAGGCCAGGCGGACUGGGGACAGCAAGGAGUCACCACGGCCGGUAGUCCCGACGUAUGGUCCUAGGGCUCAGGUCUCUCAGUUGGCUUUUCAUAGCCGAUCAUUAAGAGUUGAAAACAGCAGGUCUGGGACAGGUAGGGGUUUCGUAGCCGCAGGCAGAACAGUUGAAACUGGAAUAGCAGCAAGGCCAGGCGGACUGGGGACAGCAAGGUGUCAUCAUGCCCGGUAGUCCUGACGUAUGGUCCUAGGGCUCAGGUUCUCAGAGAGAAAGAGAGAACGAGAGAAUUAGAGAGAGCAUACUUAAAUUCACACAGGACACUGGAUAAGACAGGAGAUGCGCAGGUGCGAUGUUCAUCGUCUCUCACUACUUUGUUGGUUCCACUUUGAGAUGGAGUUAGAUCCAUUAUUAAGGUCUUAUGUGUGUCUGUUCACUCAGUUUGGAGGGUAUUAUUUGCCCCCUCAUGUGUUAAUUAAGAGGAACUGCAACUCUAUUUCUGCACUGGAGAAACUGGAUUCACUUCAUGUGAAAUGUUCUGUUUAUUGACAUCAAAAGCAUUUAUUCUGUACAAUAAUCAUUAGUGUUCGUCAAUGUUUAUUUAAAGUGGAUAGGUCUGGUCCUUGUUGCUGAUUGGACAAGGAGAGAUCAAGCUGUUAUACAGCUUAUAAUAUGGAACGUUCCACCCAAUGACAAGAAUAAUGAUGGUGGUGGUGCUGACUGCAGGUUUUUUGUGUUUUUAUUAUUAUUAUUAUUAUUAUUAUUAUAAUUUUUGGCCUGAUUACAUAUCCAGUUCAAUGUCUAGUUCCAUGUCCCCAUUUUUUAUUCUUGUCUCAUCCUCUGGCUUUCCCUCUCUUUCCUAACACUCAUCCUCUGGCUUUCCCUCUCUUUCCUAACACUCAUCCUCUGGCUUUCCCUCUCUUUCCUAACCCUGUUUGAACAAACAAUACUAACUACCUUCUAUUCCAGUUGAAUAGUUGGAUAAUCCUUCCUUUGUUUACUUUCUUCUUCUUCUUCUUCUUCUUCUUCUUCUUCUUCUUCUUCUUCUUCUUCUUCUUCUUCUUCUUCCUUUGUUUAUUUUCUUCUUCUUCUUCUUGUUCUUCUUCUUCCUCCUCUUCCUUUGUUUACUUUCUUCUUCUUCUUCUUCUUCUUCUUCAUCCUCCUCUUCCUCCUCUUGCACCUCUCUGUAUGAUUACCUGGUUAACACGCUGCAAUAUAACCUGUCAGUGUAUUACCCUGCUCUCCUGUUUUAACUCAACACUAUAUUAUAACACAACACCAGAUUAUAACACAACAAUAUAUUAUAACACAACACUAGAUUAUAACACAACACUAGAUUAUAACACAACACCAGAUUAUAACACAACACUAGAUUAUAACACAACACUAGAUUAUAACACAACAAUAGAUUAUAACGCAACACCAGAUUGUAACCCAAAACUAGAUUAUAACAUAACACUAGAUUAUAACACAACACUAGAUUAUAACACACCACUAGAUUAUAACACAACACUAGAUUAUAACACAACACCAGAUUACAACACAACACUAGAUUAUAACACAACACUAGAUUAUAACACAACACCCAUUUAUACUAUUUUAUCCCGACUUUCUUUGCCAUAAUAUUACCCCUUCCUCUCCGUGCACCCCAUUCCUUGUUUCUUAUUACCUCCCCAGUAGUUACCCCUCUUCUUAACUCCUCCACUCCAGUUACUCUCUCCCCUUUACCCCUCUCCUGCUCUGGUUACCCUUUACCCUCCUCUCUGUUGUUUUGCAGCCGGUGUUGAUGUCGUCAGGCCACACUCCUAUGUACACCUCUGCUGUUUCCACACUGGUAAGAGCGCAGAGCUGGGUUGUUGUCAUCACCAUCAUCACUGUGGCUUUCUUACAUCAUUAU